Porites lobata is the source of this 2480-nucleotide messenger RNA. The record is from the annotation of a GenBank genome assembly. NCBI's taxonomy places the organism in Eukaryota, Metazoa, Cnidaria, Anthozoa, Scleractinia, Poritidae.
AUGAAUCUAAGGGUUUUUCAAGAACGCAAUUCUCGCUCAAGGUCUCCGAAACGUUACAGCUUAAACCGGAAAAUUAAAGAGAGGUGGGUUAUAUAUUGCGUUUUAAAAAUGUUAGAGUUUCUGUGCGUUUGCACCUUGUAUCAUAUAAAAUGUAACUGAUAUAUACUCAGAUAGCAGAUUAAAUUUGUUAUCCUUUGAGUUUUCAACACAAAGGCAGGUGAUCGCCGUUUUAUGUUUAAAACCUGAGAACAACGAAUGUAUAGUGGCAGUAAUGACAGUCAAUUAGUUCAGUGCAUGUGCCUUACGAAAUUAGUACGGCUGAAACGGCUGUCCGUUUUAUACAGCUCACCUCUCCUUGAGAGCAUCUUGCUCUCUAUUUUUUGACAAAAGGACUAAUGAACAAGAGUUAUUUCGUGCCUUAAAAGACUGCAUGCUAGGAAAUUAACAAAAACAAUUAAGGCAGGUUUUCUUGGUCCCAAGGAUACCAAAACAAGGACACUCAGUCUCAAAUAUGGGCACAUAAGUCUGUCCUUUGGAGUGUGUAUCAAGGAGACAUGGCUGUAAUAAGGACACCUCUGUAUGCGGACACUUGGCUCUUUCCCUAAGGUGACUGUCUUGCAAGAGGGUUUGACUAAUGACUAUAAUAUGGAUACCUCUGUACCUGGACAGUCACUUGACUAUGUCCCUUUUGGCGCCUGUAUCAAGGAUUCUUGAUUGUAAUAAGGGCAACUCUGCAUACGGACACUUGGUUCUGUCCCUUUGGUGCCUUUCUUAAGAGGGGUGCCUAUAUUGACUCCUCUGUAUGCGGGCUCUUUCCUCUGUCCCUUUGGUAUCUGCAUUAAUUAAGGAGACUUGAGGGUAGUAUUGAUACCUCAGUACAUAAUGUGGUUAUCUGAAUAUGUCCCUUAGGUGUUCGUAUUAAGGAGACUUCACUGAAAUAAAGAUAUCACUUUAAUGUGGCAGUUAAAGCUCUGUCUCUUAGCAAAUCUCUGUCUUAAGAGGGCUUAACUGUAAUAUGGACACCUUUGUAUUUGGACACUUGUCGUUGUCUCUUUUGAUGUCUGGAUCAAGAAUACUUGACUAUAACAUAGACUUCUUUGCCUGUAUCAAGGAGGCUUGAUUGUAGUAUGGAAACCCGAGUAUAUGACUGUGUCUCUUGGGUGUCCAUAUUAAGGCGACUAGACUGUAAUAACGUUACCUCUGUAUGCGCACACUUGGCUCUGUCACUUAGGUGCCCUUAUUGAGGAAACUUGACUGUGAUAGUGGCAUCUCUAUAUACGGGCACUGUUAGCUCUGUCCAUUUGGUGUCCGUUUUAAGAUGCGGUUUGACGGUACCUACCUUCCUUUCUAAACACAUUAAUUUGUUUUAUUAGGAAACACAUAGACAGUUGUGAAAUUGGGGCCCAGCUAUUGGCGCCUGUCUCUUCACAAACACGAGUUACAGAAAACCGCGGACGUGCAAAUGAAUUCCCACGUUAUGAAGCAAAAAGAAACAAUGAAGUGCGAACUACAGCUCUUUCCUCUUUACAGGGUAUGCUAAGUUGUGCUUUGUAUUAGGCUCCAUUUACAGGGGCGUGAGAUAAUAAUUGUUUUAUGUCCCUAUCUUUCAAGUGGAGAAAACUCGCGAAUCCGAAGAAUCAAUACGCAAUAAAUCUUUCCAGCUAUUUUGUAGACUUGUCCCUCCCCCCACGCUCACUGCUCAUCCGAAAAAAUGUCACUCUUAGUAAAACAUGGCGUGGAAGUGGACAUGCCAAUCUUGUAAGUACCCUGGGUGUGACGCAGUGUGACAGCGCCGGCACGAAAACCAUACCGGAUAGGGCUUUUGUUCACACUUAAAAACGGUGAUUUAGGAGCGAUUUAUGUAACGAAGCGAAACUGCGCAGUGCCGAUCUCUAAAGUACAGAGUCAGAUUGGUCAGAUUGUUCUUCACACUAUAGUAUAGUGUAUGUUAUGUAUUCAGGUCACCACCGCUUUUCUCCUUCAUUCUGUAGAAAGUUUCUGGUUUUUUUUUUUACCUCCAUGAGAUAUUUUCUAACAUCUUAUUUCAUGCUUUUUCAUGUAAAUCAGACGUACAAGAGCAGAAACACAGCUGGAGCACUUCUACUCCAAUACAACACUUCACGAUGCCUGCGCGCAGUCCAGGAGACUUCAGCAGAAUCGCUAGUCAGUUCGAGAACAAUAUGAGAAGGAAACUGGAAAACCAACGCUACGUUCAAGUUCCUUACACUCAUUACCCACUAAAUUAUGGACCCCAUUUCGGAAAUUUUCAGGGGAUACACUCUAUACAAUCUCAAAAUCCGCUACAAAAUGGUGUUGGCCUUCAAGGCAACCCUAGGCCUUUCAUGCAGUCUUACAUAACACCAAUGCAACCUGGUACAGCUGUGCAUUUCAGUCACGAAAUGACUGCUCAAAGUAGUGAGGCUUAUAACGCUUUUACAGCAUACAAUAAUCCAUUUGGGAUGUUCUGGCGACCAAAUUAG